AUGGCAGCCCUCCUCGUUGUUGCUGUUCUCGCUGCAAUUUCGCACUCGGAGGCCGUCAAGGCCAACUCCGUUUCUUUCGCCUCUGAGUAUCGGCAUCCUCCCAACGGUAUUUGCGUCGACUACACCAUCAAGCAAGAUGUCACUUCUACUAACUACAUAUGGGACUUGGAAAAGUUCACGAGCAACUUCGACACAAUCGAAUUUCUUACAGAACUCGCCAGGAAAGACAGCAAGACCGUCUAUCAUCCAGUGAGCAGCAACCCAAAGAAUGAAACAAAAACCUAUGAGGUUUCAGCUACGUUCUGUUCGCCAAAGAAGGCAAACUACGGAAAGGACAAGAUUGUCUUACUCGCUACCCAUGGUCUGGGUUACGAUAGACGGUACUGGGCCUCUGCGUGGAAACCAAAGGACUACAGCUUCGUCGAUUUUGCUCUCGACAAAGGAUACUCCGUCUUCUUCUAUGACAGACUCGGGGUUGGGAAAUCGCAAAUCGUCUCAGGCUACGUAAAUCAGGGCUCAAUCCAACUCGCUUUACUGGAACGACUUGUUGAGCUGGUUCGCGCAGGCAAAUACACAGGUUCUAUAGGCAAACCCAAGAACAUUGUCCUUGUAGGCCAUUCUUUCGGAUCCUUCUUGUCGAAUGCGGUCAUAAGUGAUCAGCGCAAUCUUGUCGAUGGCGUUGUACUCACGGGUAUUGCCUAUGCGAAUGCAACCGAUCUAGCCACCGCUGAUUCUGGAUGGGGCUUGGAAGCCUUCGCCGCCCGCAUUGCCAAGUUCCAGGACAAGAAAUGGUCAAACCGCGACACUGGCUAUCUCAAUUUCGGCGACAUCUACGGACACGUCAACGGUUUCUUCAAGGCACCCAACUACGAUAUUCCGACAGUUGAAUACGCGCAGGCGAUCGCGCAACCGUUUGCGGCGCUCGAAUUUGUUUCGACAAAGUUGUUCAAUCUAAAUGCUUCGGCUUUCAAAGGGCCAGUGAUGGUCACGGCUGGAGAGAAUGACUUGCUUUUAUGUGGUGGGGAGUGCAAGAGUACGUUUAGCAGCGGUGUUGCUGAGCAGACUUUCAAGAGCUCAAAGGAUUUAAAUCUCUAUGUCCACCCUGGGGCUGGUCAUGGCGUCAACUUCGGGUUCAACGCGACUGUGUUCUAUGGAAAGAUUACGGCAUUCUUAGACAAGAACUUCUAGGUGUACGAGAGCUGGAAAGAUUGCGACGCAGUCGUGGUAAGCAAAAAUAGAUGAAGAUGUGUGAAGGCUUACGGGGUAUGAUGCGAGUAUUCAGAAGAGAGAGGCGAGAGUCACGAUGCUUUCGUGAAUUAGUUGUUGGCAGAUUCCUCUUCGAUAGACUCACUCGUUUCUCUUUCGUAUAUAUUUCACUUUAUUCCAUUUUUCAACACUAUUACUACCUCUUAUUUUAGGUACAGUAUUGGAACCAGGACAUUGGCACAUCGAAACACUAACAUCGCUCGCUCGCAGUACAUAAAAGACAAGCAGAAACUCAAAACGCUAAAUCCACAAGCAAAAUCAAAAGAAAUC
Messenger RNA from Mytilinidion resinicola, 1536 nucleotides. RefSeq names its product alpha/beta-hydrolase. The coding region runs from base 1 to 1188 and encodes 395 amino acids. The record is from RefSeq and is a predicted model, not a curated record. The transcript has 4 exons. NCBI's taxonomy places the organism in Eukaryota, Fungi, Ascomycota, Dothideomycetes, Mytilinidiales, Mytilinidiaceae.